Molecule: messenger RNA, 2926 nt
Organism: Micropterus dolomieu (smallmouth bass)
Lineage: Eukaryota; Metazoa; Chordata; Actinopteri; Centrarchiformes; Centrarchidae
Product: fascin-like
Exons: 5
Coding region: 174-1661 (495 amino acids)
Biological process (GO): establishment or maintenance of cell polarity; cell migration; actin filament bundle assembly
Cellular component (GO): ruffle; filopodium; actin cytoskeleton
Molecular function (GO): protein-macromolecule adaptor activity; actin filament binding
Source: RefSeq, a predicted model, not a curated record
GUCUGGAUUUGCAGUCAGGGGACACUCAUCAUCAUCAGUCAGCACAAAGCAGCUCUCUCUGUCCUCUCUCUCUCUCUCUGCCUCUCUCUGUCAGACACCCCCACAAUCACUCUAUCCGUCUCUUUAACAGGCACAACAUCUCUUUUAUUUUCUCUUCUUGACAAACGGCAAUCAUGUCCUCAAACGGCGCCGACGGGGACCUGCUGCAGAUCCCUCUGGGACUCAUCAAUAGCGAGGGGAAAUAUCUGACGGCGGAGACUUUCGGCUUCAAAGUCAACGCUUCGGCCAGCAGCCUGAAGAAGAAGCAGACCUGGACCCUGGAGCAGACUGGAGAGGACGGCAGCGCCGUGUUCCUCCUCUCCCACCUGGGCCGCUACCUCGCUACGGACAAAGACGGCAACGUUACCGCGGACAGCGAGACGCGCGGCCGGGACUGCCGCUUCGUCAUCACCGCGCACGAGGACGGGCGGUGGUCUCUGCAGUCCGAGCCCCAUGGCCGGUACCUUGGCGGCAGCCAGGACCGCAUCACCUGCUUUGCGCAGACUGCCUCACCGGCAGAGAAAUGGAGCGUGCACCUGGCUGUGCAUCCGCAGGUCAACCUGUACAGCUUUGCGCGCAAACGCUUCGCCCACCUGAGUGCGCAGGGAGAGCGGCAGGAGGUGUCAAUAAACCGGGAUGUUCCCUGGGGGGUCGACUCGCUUGUGACACUGGUCUACCGUGACCAGCGCUACCACCUCGAGACCUGUGACAACCGCUUCCUCCGCAAUGAUGGUAGUCUGUCCGUCAAAACGGACAAGGAUACCGGCUACAUGCUGGAGUUUCGCUCCGGAAAAGUGGCAUUCCGCGACUGCAACGGUCGCUACCUGGCACCCAUGGGCCCUACCGGCACAAUGAAGUCUGGGAAAAGCACCCGGGUUGGGAAAGAUGAACUGUUUGGCCUGGAGCGCAGCCACGCGCAGGUCGUACUCACUGCAGGCAACGAGAGAAACGUCUCCACGAGGCAAGGCAUGGACCUUUCAGCCAAUCAGAACGAGGAAGGGGACCAGGAAGUCUUCCAGAUGGAGAUGAGUCGUGAGGACAGGAAGUGUGCCUUCAGAACUGCUGCUGGAAAAUACUGGACUCUGACAGCAAGUGGAGGCCUGCAGUGCACUGCCUCCACCAAGUCAGCCAACACUUUCUUUGACCUGGAAUGGCAUGACGGUCGUGUGUGUGUGCGUGCAGCUAACAGCAAAUAUGUGAUUGCUAAGAAGAACGGGCAACUAGCUGCUACAGUUGACAAUGCAGGGGAGGCUGAACAGUUCCUGAUGAAGCUGAUUAACCGUCCACUCAUCGUCCUUCGUGGGGAACAUGGUUUCAUCGGGGCUCGUAAAGCUGGAUUGGCGACCCUGGACUCCAACCGAGCAUCAUAUGAUGUUUUCCAGCUGGAGUUCCACAGCGGAGCUUACGCCCUCAAAGACUCCCUGGGGAAGUAUUGGUGUGUUGGAGACGACACAGCAGUGGUGUGCAGCAGCUCCACUCCUGUCCAGUUCCUGUUUGAGUUCUGUGACCUCAACAAGAUGGCCAUUUGUGCUCUGGGGGGGAAGUACCUUAAAGGAGACCAUGCCGGAGGGCUUAAAGCCAGUGCUGACUCCCUGGACAGCGCCACCCUCUGGGAAUACUGAGAGAGCACAGCCGAACUUCUCCACUGACACAAUGCUUCAAACUAUUGAUAGAUACUGUAGGUAGCUGUUUUUGCAUAUGUGUGCGUGCCUGUGGGUGUGUGUGUAAUUGUGAAUUUGUCUGGAUGGGUGUGUGGUGGAAAUUGAAGCUGAUAACCUGGAAAUCAUGGCACCAAAGCACCAAAGGUGUUUUAUUUAGUUUUUUUUUUUUUCUCAAUCUUUUUUCUGGGCUUUUUACUGGAGAUUUGGAUGUGUGAUGACCUGUUUUUUGAUGAAUGAAUUAUAAUGUGGUUGCACAUUAUUAAUUUCACUUCCAGUCAAAUUUACACAAGCUGUACCUGAUGAAUAUCAGGAUGAUUGCUGUUAUUGGUUGUACCUAUCUGUGGUAAAUACUGGUGAAAACCAACAUGUAGAAUGCUCUAACUCAUAACUUACAAUAUCUAACCUUCUUCUGCUAAAUGUCCUGCUGGCUGUAUUGUGCAGCUUUCAUCUCCUGUUUCCUCUUUCUAACUAUACAGCAUUACAUACAUAAGAUCCAGGAUGUUACUGAUUUACAUAUUUCUGCUGUAAAUAAGGCUUUCUUUGUCUCUGAAUGCUUCAGGAACAUAGUAACCAUAGGAAAAUUUCAGUGCAAUAGUGUUGCGACUGUAAAGAAAGAAAUGUUCUUCGCUUGUAUGCUACUUACAUUCUCACUCUUAGAUGUGCAGCCAGACAAAAUCUGUAUAUAGACAGAUGCAGCUUCAUAAAGUAGUAGUUCCCUUCAUCACUAUAAUCCACUAUUUUUUUCUGGUUCCUCAGAUUAGUGCAAGGGUUCCAAUUAUACUUGAGGAGGAAACAAAUGAAAGGAGAGGACAAGUGAAAAAAACUUUUGAAAUGUUCUCAUUUUUUAGUUAUAAUGGACAUCCUUUCUGUUGUGUGAAGUACAAAAGGGAGGUGGUGGGUUAACACCUAGUUACUAAACACUCAAAUGCACAUUAAUACUUACAAAUAUGCAGUAACAGAUACAUUGAUUCCAACUGUGACUUUAAAUCUGCACAAUGAUCUAGUGUCCAACUGCAAGAAGUUAAAAGCACAUGUUUGUUGUGAUGAAAUGUCUGCCUUAGAUUCGGUGCUGCUGUUGGUGUAUAAACACAAUGAUGGAGUCAGUCAUAUCUCUGGCUGUUAUUGUGGCUGUGCCUUCCAUAGAGCAUUUUAGUCUUUUCUUUUUCAUGUUCACAUUUGAAUUACAUGGAGUAAACACCCCAAUAAAGUUUUCCCUCUUAACAGUG